AAGUUGGCGAUUGCUGCGGUCGCUGCUGUCAUCCCCAAGUCAAAUAAUAAAGUAUUUUUUAUAUUUUUUUGGCAUAAAAUCGAAGCAUAAAAUAAGUUCAAUUGAAUAGUUGCAAACGGUGCAAGAAGUGCAGCAAGCGGGUAGUAAGACGUGCGAAUUUUUGGCACAUGUAUCGAACACAAUUAAAUGCACACAAUAUUGUGUUCAUCCUCUCGCUGCAACCCGCGUUUUUUUUUUUAUUUGUUUGUUUGUGUUAUGGUAUGCUGAAAGCUUUUGUAUAACAAAAAAUCAAAGUGAGCCACUUAAAAACUGAACAAUUAAUCAAGCAACCAGUCAAAAAAAAAAAAAAACAGUUUAAAACACGCACAAGAGCAGACAUUAUAUCAACAACAACAAGAAGAGGAAACAGAAUCAAGCAAAAUGGCUGCACAACAGCAGCUAUUGGCUUUGAUGUCAUCGGCCUCCGGUCACAACAACAACAACAGCCCCGAUCCCCUAUACGAUCUGUCAUUGAUGGCCGUUGUCAACGGCCUGGACUGCAAAGUAACGACGCUGGAGCGCAUCAGUAAGCUGCCAGAGCUGCCGCACAAUCUGCUGAUCGACGUCUACGAGCUGAUGUCACAGCGUGCAGAGCUUAAGGACACAUUAUUGGAGGAGCUAUCGAAUCUGGAUGUAUUCCGCCGCCUGGUUCGCUACACAUCGGCCCGCUACAAGCUGCUGCGCAUUGUGGCAGCAUUGAUGGCUAGCAACAAGGCGCUGCCGCGUCGCCUCAGCGAUGCCUAUGUGGGCCGCUACACUCUGCCCCAAAUUGGGGCAGAUGAGAGUGACCUGGACGAUGUUGAGCCGGCGGGAGCUGGAGCUGCAGCUGCAGCUGGAGCCGGAGUCGGAGCUGGAGCCGAAAACACUGCCACAAUGGACAUAGUGGCCAUUGCAGCAAGUUGCCUAAAUCACAUGACGCCUAAAGAUAAUCAAGCCGCAACAACAACGGGUGCAGCUGAAGCCUUGCCCAUGGACGCACUGCCCGAUGAGGAUGUAUUGGCCAUCGAUUUGGGUUUGCGCUUGGGCAGCUUUCUGUCCGAGGCUGGCUGGAUGCAGGAGAGCAUUGCGGUGUUGUCCUGCCUCAAUGAAAGACUGAAGCGCAUGCAAACGUUCCAGGAUGAGCUAAUCACGCGUCUCGACUGCCUGCAGCGCCUGCUCUACGCGGAGUCUUCACAUUGCAACUUCAAGCUCGCUCAGAAGACAUUCGGCGAACUGAUGGAGCUAAACAACGUGCUGACAGACACGGUGCCGACGCCUUUAAUUGCAAUGGCUUAUACGCAAAUCUCGUCCAUGUACUUUGCCCGCAACGAGUAUAACAAUAGUCACAUGUGGAGCGUGCAGGCCAUGCGCCACUUGGAGAUGUCAGCGCCCACACGCGUUGCGAUCGAUGUGCUGCGGCAAGCGGCCAAGGCCUGCGUGGUGAAGCGCGACUUUGCACGGGCCAAUUUACUCAUCUGCCAAGCGGUGCGUCGUGCUCGUGAACACUUUGGCCCCAACCAUCAGAAAUAUGGCGACGCUCUACUGGAUUAUGGUUUCUUUUUGCUGAAUGUGGAUUCGGUAUUUCAAUCGGUUAACAUUUACAAGGAGGCGCUGGCCGUGCGUCGCGGCAUCUUCGGCAACAUGAACUUCCAUGUGGCGAUCGCCCAUGAGGAUCUGUCGUAUGCCUACUAUGUCCAUGAAUAUAGCACUGGGGACUUCAGCUGCGCCCAGGAGCAUGUCGAUGAGGCGGUUAACAUAAUGAAAAAUCUAGUGCCUAGCAAUCAUUUAAUGUUGGCCUCCGCCAAGCGUGUGAAGGCGCUGCUGCUGGAGGAGAUUGCGUUGGACAAAAUUGCCGAUGGCAUGGAUGAGGAGGGUCUACUUCUGCAAUCGGAAGAGUUGCACAAUUUCGCGUUGCAACUGUCGCUGGAGGUGUUCGGCGAGGUGAACGUACAGACGGCCAAACAUUAUGGAAACCUGGGGCGGCUCUAUCAGACAAUGAAUCGCUUCGAGGAAGCGGAGCGUAUGCAUCAAAAGGCCAUUAAGAUUAAAACUGAUCUGCUCGGUCCGUACGACUACGAGGUGGGCCUAUCCAUUGGCCACCUCGCCUCGCUCUACAAUUAUCAAAUGAAGAAAUUCCGCCAGGCUGAGGAUUUAUAUUUGCGCAGCAUCGACAUAAGCUUGCGUUUGUUUGGACGCACCUAUUCCGGGCUGGAGUACGAUUAUUUGGGUCUGUGCCAUGUCUAUGAGACAUUGCACGAAUUCGAGAAGUAUUUGCGAUAUGCUCACAUUCUAGAAAACUGGCAGCUGCUGCGCGGUCAGAAUAUAACGCAGAACAAGUCAAGCUAUCCUGCCAUCGAGGUGGACUACACCAUUGAUCAGGUCAAGACGAAGUUCUUUAGCAUGAAUGUCAAGCGUGUGCCCACACCGCCAGAGCCCAGCAAGAAUUGAGGGUCAAGAGAAGGAUUAAUAAAACACAAAACAAAGCAAAACAAAAAAUGGAUCAAAAUACGUCUGCAAUUGGGUCUUUGUUAGGUAUUUGUAAUACACAAAAGAAAAAAUUAACAAAUUUCAGUUUUGAUUUGAAUGGCAAGAAUGUAGAAAGAAAGAGAAGAAGCAGAAGCAGAAGCAGAAGCAGAAAUCUGAAACAGACUAGAGAAAUUAUCUAAAUUUGAUUUUGUUAACUUUUUGUAUUUCGAAACCGAACUCAGGCAAUGAAAAAAAUGGCCUUGAAUUGAGAUACCCUAUAAUUUUGAUACACACACACACAAAGACAGACAUACACACACCUCGUAAUUGGAUACAUAAACAAAAAA
Messenger RNA from Drosophila hydei, 2831 nucleotides. It is a transcript of the gene Pat1, whose product is annotated as amyloid protein-binding protein 2. The record is from RefSeq and is a predicted model, not a curated record. Lineage: Eukaryota; Metazoa; Arthropoda; Insecta; Diptera; Drosophilidae. The transcript has 8 exons. Gene Ontology annotation, molecular function: protein binding. Bases 421 to 2466 code for a protein of 681 amino acids. Gene Ontology annotation, biological process: intracellular protein transport.